Messenger RNA from Gadus chalcogrammus (walleye pollock), 3575 nucleotides. RefSeq names its product ATP-dependent RNA helicase DHX15. The transcript is spliced from 14 exons. The record is from RefSeq and is a predicted model, not a curated record. Gene Ontology annotation, molecular function: ATP binding; RNA helicase activity; RNA binding. Bases 192 to 2393 code for a protein of 733 amino acids. Lineage: Eukaryota; Metazoa; Chordata; Actinopteri; Gadiformes; Gadidae. Gene Ontology annotation, cellular component: intracellular anatomical structure; spliceosomal complex.
CACCGCUCUCCGCACCGCUCUCCUCACCGCGCACCGCAUCCUCCGGCGGCGCACUUAACCCGGACGCGGCUUUUCCUCUCACAGCAUGACCUGAGACGCCGGCAGUUUCUCAUGUCCAGCGCGUGUUAGCGUCCCAACGUUGAAUAGCAGUUCGUUUUUUCCGUCGGCGGUUAUUUCGUAUUUGGAUCAUAAUGAUGAGACGCGACCGAGACCGGGACCGUGACGAGCGCCCCAGGGGCGAGCGAGACCGCGACCGCGAGCGGGUCCGUGAGAGGGACGUGAAGCCCAUGAUCGCGCCGGGCGGCUGCGGCGUGGCCCUGCUGAAGCAGCAGAUGUCCCAGCAGCAGAUCAACCCCUUCACCAACCUGCCGCACACGCCGCGCUUCUACGACAUCCUGAAGAAGCGGCUGCAGCUGCCCGUCUGGGAGUACAAGGAGACCUUCAACGACAUCCUGGUCCGACACCAGAGCUUCGUGUUGGUGGGGGAGACCGGCUCCGGCAAGACCACCCAGAUCCCCCAGUGGUGCGUGGACAUGGUACGCUCCACACCGGGCCCCAAGAGGGCCGUGGCCUGCACCCAGCCCAGGCGGGUGGCGGCCAUGAGCGUGGCACAGCGGGUGGCCGACGAGAUGGACAUCAUGCUGGGCCAGGAGGUCGGCUACUCCAUCAGGUUCGAGGACUGCAGCUCGGCCAAGACGUUGCUCAAGUACAUGACAGACGGCAUGCUGCUGCGCGAGGCCAUGAACGACCCCCUGCUGGAGCGCUACGGCGUCAUCAUCCUGGACGAGGCCCACGAGCGCACGCUCGCCACCGACAUCCUCAUGGGCGUGCUGAAGGAGGUGGUCCGGCAGAGAGCCGACCUGAAGGUCAUCGUCAUGAGCGCCACGCUGGACGCGGGGAAGUUCCAGGUGUACUUCGACAGCUGCCCGCUGCUCACCAUCCCCGGACGCACCCACCCCGUGGAGAUCUUCUACACCCCCGAGCCCGAGCGUGACUACCUGGAGGCGGCCAUCCGCACCGUGGUCCAGAUCCACAUGUGUGAGGAGGAGGAGGGCGACGUGCUGCUCUUCCUCACUGGACAAGAGGAGAUCGACGAGGCCUGCAAGCGCAUCAAGCGCGAGGUGGAUGACCUGGGCGGAGACGUGGGCGACAUCAAGAUCAUCCCGCUCUACUCCACGCUGCCGCCGCAGCAGCAGCAGCGCAUCUUCGAGGCCCCGCCCCCCCGCAAGGCCAGCGGGGCCAUCGGACGAAAGGUGGUGGUGUCGACCAACAUCGCCGAGACCUCCCUGACCAUCGACGGCGUGGUGUUUGUAAUUGAUCCCGGCUUUGCCAAGCAAAAGGUGUACAACCCCCGUAUCCGGGUGGAGUCUCUCCUGGUGACGGCCAUCAGCAAGGCCUCGGCCCAGCAGCGGGCAGGCCGCGCCGGGAGGACCCGGCCGGGGAAGUGCUUCCGUCUCUACACGGAGAAGGCCUACAAGACGGAGAUGCAGGACAACACAUACCCCGAGAUCCUGCGGUCGAACCUGGGCUCGGUGGUGCUGCAGCUGAAGAAGCUCGGUAUCGACGACCUGGUGCACUUCGACUUCAUGGAUCCACCAGCCCCGGAGACUCUGAUGCGGGCGCUGGAGCUUCUCAACUACCUGGCGGCGCUGAACGACGACGGGGACCUGACGGAGCUGGGCUCCAUGAUGGCCGAGUUCCCCCUGGACCCCCAGCUGGCCAAGAUGGUGAUCGCCAGCUGCGAGUUCAACUGCUCCAACGAGAUCCUCUCCAUCACCGCCAUGCUGUCAGUCCCACAGUGCUUCAUGCGCCCCACCGAGGCCCGCAAGGCGGCGGAUGAGUCCAAGAUGCGCUUCGCCCACAUCGACGGGGACCACCUGACGCUGCUCAACGUCUACCACGCCUUCAAGCAGAACCACGAGGCGACCCAGUGGUGCUACGACAACUUUGUGAACUACCGCUCGCUGAUGUCGGCGGACAACGUGCGCCAGCAGCUGUCCCGCAUCAUGGACCGCUUCAGCCUGCCGCGCCGCAGCACCGAGUUCACCAGCCGCGACUACUACAUCAACAUCCGCCGGGCCCUGGUCACCGGCUUCUUCAUGCAGAUCGCCCACCUGGAGCGCACGGGCCACUACCUGACGGUGAAGGACAACCAGGUGGUGCAGCUGCACCCCUCCACAGUGCUGGACCACAAGCCCGAGUGGGUGCUCUACAACGAGUUUGUGCUGACCACCAAGAACUACAUCCGCACCUGCACCGACAUCAAGCCAGAGUGGCUGGUGAAGGUGGCCCCCCAGUACUACGAGAUGGGGAACUUCCCCCAGUGUGAGGCCAAGAGGCAGCUGGAGCGCAUCGUGGCCAAACUCUCCACCAAAGAGUACACCCAGUACUGAGCGACCCUGCCACCAGUACUAUCACCACCAGUACCACCACCACCAGUACCACCACCACCAGUACCACCACCACAACAGAGUCGUUCCCGCAACAGCUGUACAAAACCAACACCAGAAGUCUUCUUCUGAGCACUGUUUUAUUAUUUAGUAGCGGUUAUUCCUUUGUUUUCCGUCUCCUCUCCGUGCGGUGUGACAUGUGGUGUCACGACGGUCGAUUCGUGUUUUUUAUUAUUUCAAGGUUUUUCUUCCCCCCCCCCCCCUCCCAGCUACCCUGCAGAUUCAACACGAGUGCAUUUUUUUUAAUAAACCCCGGAGAAAAAAUGUGUUCUAGUGGUUGCAAAUGACGGGCCUGUCACAGCGUUUCUGUCACAGCGUUGCCAAGGAUCAACAUUCCUCAAGAGAAAUGCUAAUGUGUUCAACGAUCCCCGGUUAAACAUCGGCUGCGGCGGCGGCGGCGGCGGCAUCCUGCCGCGUUGCUCUGCUUAAAGAACUGCUCAACGCUAUUAAUCUGAGCUCCCGGUUCCUUUGGACGGAAGUGUAUUUUGAUUGUAGGUAUAAGGAAUAUUUUCUUGUGUCAAGGAGACUUUCGGAAGAGUGCACUGAUGGUUCAAGUUUCAUGUCAACUGUUCAAAUUAAUAAAACUGUCUUUGUAGAAAAAGAAUAUGUGUUCGUCUCUUCUUUUUAUUUAUCUGUUUUUACGGGGUUGAUGUUAUGCCACCAGGUGUGUGUAUGGUUCGUGAUUUUUUUCAUUUGGCUUUUCCUGAGUUUUAGUGAUGUCACAAGUAGGCAUGUCCAUCUAGAUGUAUGUUGGAUAGAUCAGGCUACCCAGUGGACUGCAGCAAAUGUUGAUCAUCUAUCCAGUAUAGAUCUAGGGUGACACGCCCACUAAAACACAGGAAAAGGCAGAUUUAUAAACUGCUUGUAACAGGUUCCACUCACACCUGGUGGCAUAAUAUCACGCCUUUAAAAAAAUCUCGACUAUCCCUUACCACAUUUACUAACGCAAACCAAAUAAUUGCUUUCAUAGCAUCUUUCGGGAAUACCAACCUGAGAUUUUAACAAGAUCAGCUUAUAUUCCACGAUACAGAUGGUUGCUCAGUUAAACGUUAGCAUUUGCUUUUAGAGUAAAAUGAAUUUAACAACUUACCACAACGUGUUGCAGCAAAUACGACAAAACUCCAA